This is a messenger RNA of Arabidopsis arenosa, 1108 nucleotides long. NCBI's taxonomy places the organism in Eukaryota, Viridiplantae, Streptophyta, Magnoliopsida, Brassicales, Brassicaceae. The record is from the annotation of a GenBank genome assembly.
CCAUUCGACAUUGAAACAUCUCACCAUCGUCGAGAUGACGACGGAGUACUACAAAGAAGACGAAGGGAUUCAUUUUGAUCCAACGUACGAAGAAGUCAUCCACGAGUAUCUUAAACCGAAGCUAAGAGGUGAAGACUGUGGAGACUUCAUAUUGAUGAAGGAUGUUUAUGCCAAGGAGCCAUGGCUGCUGGACCAUCCCAACAAUUCUUUUUUCAAGGAAGACGAAUGGUACUACUUCUCAACAAGGACUCAGAUCUCCGAGAAGAAGAUUGGUCGUGGUAUCUACCCGAAGCGGAAGAUAGACAACAACGACGGCAUCGACCGCGGGAACUGGAGGAUAAAUGCGAAAGAAGAUAUCAUCGACAAGGAUACAGGGGAUAUCAUUGGGAUCAAGAAAAACCUAACGUAUAAGGGCACCAACACGAACAAGAAGCAGAAGAGAGGAGACGGUGCUUCUGCUCCAAGCAGCGAAAGCGGCUGGAUUAUGGACGAGUUUGUAAUUGUGUUACCGAAACCGGACGAAGAUAAGUUUCAGGAGCUAGUCGUCUGCAAGAUUCACAAGAAAAAGGAGUCCAAGAAGGACAAGAAGGACCAUCAGCAUGAAGCUUCUUCUUCCUCAGAGCAGCAGCCGAUCAAGAAAAGGAAGUCCAAGAAGUCCAAGAAGGAGCAUGAGUCUGUUCUAGCUGCGUCUUCCGAGCAGCAGCAACCAUUAUUAUGCGGUUGUAAUGAAUCAGAGAUUCCGAAGAUAGCAUCAUCUCCUUGUUCUGCUGCGGAAACAGAGAGAAACGGGGAGCAGAGUGGAGAAGGAAACAUGGUUCACCAAACAGAGAAGAAUGCCAUGGAGAUGACACGGGAAGAAGAAGGAGAUUGGAUUGCCGAUGGUGAUAUAUUUGUAAACCGCCGAUAUCGUGAUCAACCAUACUCUUGGAUUUGAGAAUCAGUAGACAAGCCGAUGAAUCAGUAUGAAGCUCUCUACUUCACGAAAACCGUUCAACAUUCUUGAAGAGAAGAUUUUAGAUAUCGUAGUUAACUCUUCUUUAUUUAUAAUUGUAUCGUGAGAUGAUGACUCUGCUACAGUCAAUUUGUUUAGUAAAUUUAAUGUUACGCU